This is a messenger RNA of Oppiella nova, 557 nucleotides long. Lineage: Eukaryota; Metazoa; Arthropoda; Arachnida; Sarcoptiformes; Oppiidae. The record is from the annotation of a GenBank genome assembly.
UGGGUCACCUCUUGGGAAGCGAUUGCCUAAUAGAGUGUCAAACCAUUGAUGAGUUGUUCACUCAUUCAGUCAAUCAGUUGUUGUGUUGUCUGUCAUUGAGAUCUGUUUCGAGAUAUCAGUCGUUGUUUACAGUCAUCGCCGGUGUCGUCGUCGUCGCUGUCAUCCGGACCUAACCACUGGUGACCAAACCGGUCACACAUAUAUCACAUCCAGCGAUGGGUUUAUGCAAAUGUCCGAAGAAGAAAGUGACGAAUCAGUUCUGCUUUGAACACAAAGUCAAUGUCUGCGAGUACUGCAUGACAUCCAGCCAUCAGAAGUGUAUUGUCGCCCCAUAUCUCCAAUGGCUCGAAGACAGCAAUUAUCAACCGGUGUGUGGUUUGUGUCGACAAGAAUUGGACGACAAAUCGCAACAAACCAUUCGUCUGAUCUGUUACCACAUCUAUCACGUGAGUUGUCUGAACCGAUUGGCCAAUGAGUUGCCGCCCAAUACGGCGCCGGCGGGCUAUACGUGUCCCUCGUGUCACAAACCCAUAUUCCCGGCCCAAGCCGUGGCCAAC